Molecule: messenger RNA, 4423 nt
Organism: Salvelinus sp. IW2-2015
Lineage: Eukaryota; Metazoa; Chordata; Actinopteri; Salmoniformes; Salmonidae
Product: E3 ubiquitin-protein ligase TRIM62-like
Biological process (GO): innate immune response; positive regulation of canonical NF-kappaB signal transduction; protein ubiquitination
Cellular component (GO): cytoplasm
Molecular function (GO): protein binding; ubiquitin protein ligase activity; zinc ion binding
Source: RefSeq, a predicted model, not a curated record
CAGUCUGUUUGUUAUAGAUUAUAGGUUUGGAAACGGAAAACUGUAUGGAGAUCAAACGUUUMUUCGAUGAGAAAAUUUGCAGAAUGUAWGCCAAAAUCCAUCUCGCUCUAUUUUCUCCCACUGCCGGCCAAUGGGCUUCCUCUCAUCACCAUAUUUGGUGUGAGGGAAACACGAACCAGAAGAUUCAGAYGUAUACAUCCKGUGAAAUAUCUGGUUCAUUGUUCUAUCUGUGUUGCCUUAUUCCAUUCCUUCCUGAAAGGGACCUGAGCAGAAAUUCAGGAGUUGUGCAUGUCACUGUGACAACAGUGCCGUGAGUGAGGUUGUCUGAAAUGAUUUAUUUGAUGUGGAGCAGUCUUUUUUGAUUGUUUUGGUAAAGGUCAGACAGGGUCGCGUUGAAAGCACCCUGAUUUGAAKUAACGUUACCGAAGGAGACUUGCUAAGGAAAAUCAAAGAAGUGGCCAAGAUUCUGAAGUGGGUGUCAAAGAACUGCCAGUCAAGAACAAAACCCUAAGUUGAUCUCACAGGCCAGAGUAUUGUAUUAAAAAAGUAUAGCCAGUGUGCAGUUAAAUGCAGCUCAACCUCUGUGUUUGCAAAUGGCUUGCUGUCUGAAGGAUGAGCUCCUGUGUUCCAUCUGCCUGAGUAUCUACCAGGACCCUGUCAGUUUCGGCUGUGAGCACUAUUUCUGCCGAAAGUGCAUCACUGAGCACUGGAGCAGGCAGGAGCCCCACGGUGUACGAGACUGUCCUGAGUGCAGGAGGACCUUCGCAGACCCUCUUCUCUCCCCAAGCCUCAAGCUGUCCAACAUAGUGGAGCGCUACUCAGCCUUCCCGCUGGACGCCAUCCUCAACGCGCAGAGGAGCUCCUAUCCCUGCAAGGACCACGAGAAGGUCAAGCUUUUCUGCCUCAGCGACAAGAGCCUGGUGUGUUUCUUCUGUGACGAGCCAGCCUUACACGAGCAGCAUCAGGUCACCACUAUUGACGAGGCUUACGAGGAGAUACAGAGGGAGAUGAAGGAGCAGCUGGCCACUCUGCAGGACAGUGAGAAGGGACACACAGAGGCCCUGCAGCUAUUGCAGAGGCAACUCACUGAGACCAAGUCGUCGGCCAAGGGCCUGCGUGCGACCAUCGGCGAGGCAUUUGAACGCCUGCAGCGGUUCCUGCGAGAGCGCCAGAAGGCCAUGCUGGAGGAGCUGGAGACGGACACGGCGCGCACGCUCUCCGACAUCGAGCACAAGAUCCAGCGCUUCAGCCAGCAGCUGCGUGACGUCAAGGAGGGCAUCGGCAUCCUGCAGGAGCGCCUCAACGAGACGGGACGCCACGACUUCCUGGAGGGCGUGGCCCUCACCUCCGAGAGGUGCUCUGCUUACUGUCUGACUGACCUUGGAUCAGCUCUUCUUCCAAAAAGCCACAGUCCUAAACUUUUGAUAAAAGGAAAGAUACAUGAGACCAAUCUAACAUAUGAAGAUUUCCCGACCUCCAAGUACAUGGGGCCCCUGCAGUACACAAUAUGGAAGUCUCUCUUUCAGGAUAUUUCACCAGUGCCAGCAGCUUUGACCUUAGACCCCAUCACAGCCCACCAGAGACUCAUCCUAUCAGAUGACUGCACCAUCGUAGCCUAUGGUAACCUGCACCCCCAGCCCCUGCAGGACUCCCCGCGGCGCUUCGACGUGGAGGUGUCUGUGCUGGGGGCCGAGGGCUUCGGCUCCGGGGUGCACUACUGGGAGGUGAUGGUGUCAGAGAAGACCCAGUGGAUGAUCGGCGUGGCCAACGAGACGGUCAGCCGCAAGGGUAGCAUCCAGAUCCAGCCCAGCCGCGGCUUCUACUGCGUCGUCAUGCACGACGGCAACCAGUACAGCGCCUGCACCGAGCCCUGGACCCGCCUCAACGUCAAGAGCAAGCUGGAGAAGGUGGGCGUGUACCUGGACUACCCCAAGGGCCUGCUGGUGUUCUACAAUGCUGACGACAUGUCCUGGCUGUACACCUACAGGGAGAAGACGUUCCCGGCCAAGCUCUGCCCCUACUUCAGCCCCGGGCAGAGCCACGCCAACGGCAAGAACGUCCAGCCGCUGAGAAUCAACACCGUGCGUCUAUAAGAGCCACACACAGGGUCACUCUACAGAUCGGCUCGCUCACCUCAACCCUCCCUGAGGAUAGGAUACCAACGAUGAUGAUGUAACUAAGAUCCUAAAGACGGCUCGUUUUUUUAAAUGAUGAGAGGGGGGGGACAAAACAGGGUGUUUGACUAUGAAAUGUAAAUUUCUUUCGUUCUGGUGUUCUUUCCGGGUCGCUGUUUUUGUCUUGCCUGUCGGUGUGGCUCCUCACUGAUCUCACCAGGGAGGAACUAUGUGGACAUUGCUGCAGCAUCAUGGUUUCAACUGGAGCCCCGGUUAACUUCUUCAGGGGUGGGCCUCUGGGCUUUACUCUGUCUGCAUAGAUGACGUCAUCGCACCGUGRUUUAGUAGUGGGAUCUCUGUGCUGUGACCGAGGCCCACCUUGCACAGGCCCAAGGGCUCUGCUCUCCUUACAAGGCUCCAGACUGACUGACAGAGGGCUGCUCGGUCUGUCUCUCUCAGCAGCCAGACAUUUUGAAAAUGGCGGUCACCUUUCUUUCUUUUAGGCUUGUUUGUGGAAUAUUUCUGACGACGCUCUGCUCCUUUUUCUUUGGCACAGUUAGCAGUUGUGAGCUCGUGAGUGAACGCCUAUCGGUGUGGCAGUGAGUGCCCGUUCCAUGUCCUCCCGUGUACCUGUACACUUUACUGAUGGAAAUGAUGUCGCAGCUCUUGAUUCCUUUCCCUCAGGUCACACGUCCAGUUUUCCACAGUCGACACUGUCAGUCAGUCCAAGUGCUGGACGUGGCUGAUACUCAUCAUUUGACAAUGGCAGCCUCAUGGUCUGUGUGCUCUAGUGAUGGUCACUCUGUGCGUGGUCACUGUUGUGGUGCUUGCCGUCGUCACCCUUCCCUCGUUUCCCUACACCUCUCCGUCUCUGUUCCUUCUCUCAGCACACCCACCCUCCUGUGUGUGACGUUGGGGGUGCCUGGAGAGGUCGUGUGUGUGGCAUGAAAAUGUGUCGCUGUGCGAGUGGGGACCUCUCCCCACCGGGUGGUUUCUGUUGGGUUCUUCCACUCCAGCAUGAGAGCUCUACUCUACCUGGCAUGUACCUAUGUUACAUAUUUGUUUGUACUUUUAUUUUUAGCAGGUUAGUCUCUUUUUGAGAUGAACAUUCUGAGAUGAUCUGGCCAAAUAGCAGUACACAAAGUUGCAGACACGUUUACAAAAUAAAACACAAAGCAUUACAGUUGGGGGGGAAAAAAUAAACAUACAUUUACACAUUGAACAAUAAGAUGGUUUGAGAAAGUGUGGCGCAACUAGAGGUCAAAACAUUGACCGUAAACCCCCCCCACCUAAUUUUCCAUCAUAGUGUUUAACCUAGUUUUAAUCUCAUUUAAAGGGUCGAGCUCCAGUCAUUUCAGGACCUUUUUUAAGCUGGUUCCAAGUGAAAGGCGCAGUGAACUGGCAUACCCCCCCCCCGCCCUCCUAAGUUUGUCUGCUGGACAAUGUAGUUACAGAAGCGUACAGGGGCGUACAUGUACAAAAUAUCACCGUCAUUAAUUACAGCCACGAAAAUAGCCUCUUCCUGACGUCAAAAGAAAAACCCAACUUGAGCCUAACGCAUUCGAUGUGGUGUUUUAAGUGAGACACUCAUCUAUCUAGAAACCCCAGUACUUGUAAGUUGCUACUCUGUCUAUACGUGGAAGAGGUGACGUUUUUAUUUGUGAAAACCAUAACGUUUGUCUUAUCAUUUAAAAGCAACUUCAGCUGACAGAGCUUAGUUCGGACAAUUGAUGACACAACACCAAACUGAACACACUGAGUUCUAUCUGAUAGUUACCCUUUGAACCUUGAGACUGCCCGAUCAGAUGAUCCUAUCCAAGUCUUUGCAACGCGUCAUGGUCAACGGCGUCGAAUGCCUUUUUGACAGCUCGAUGAAAAGGGAGACGGGUGCCGUUUCUCGCCCCGUGGCAUCAAUAAUAUCAUGAACAACUUCUGUUGCUGCAGUAGAAGAGCCAUGCUGUUUUCUGAAACCUCCAUUGAAACUUAGAUCAAACGUCAUUGACACACAAACCUGUGGAUUCCAUCUCCCUGCCUCCUCCCUCCCUCGACGUCGCAUCGUAGGUGUCAGAGGUUAAUCAGAAUAAAUGAAUCUUGACAUCUGCUGAAUUACAGUUAGCCUAUGGGGCAGAGACCACUGACAACUUGAGCAGCAUGACGCUGGAAUUAAUGAGCUCUGGAAGGUCUUUAAUCAUUCUGUCUCUUUGUACACCAAAUGCAACAGCUUCAUAGAUUUUUACGGAGUUACAGUUCAUAUGAGGGAAUCAGUCAGUUGAAAUAAAUUCAUUAGGCCCUAAUAUAUGGAUAUCACA